CAUCUCCACUGUCUCUCUCUCUCUCUCUUCCUCUCACAAACAAAGGACAAAGCGAAAGGAGACGAUCGAUCAAAACACCUGCACUCCCAGAAAGCUCCAUAAAUCCAAGCAAAAGAAGAAAUGAGUGAAUAAAUCUCCGAAAUGGCUCAUCUGCUAUUCUUCUCACGCUCUCCCACACCGUCGUCUUUGAGCUCCUCCGCCUUCUUCCACAUAUCCUCUAAACCUUUCCACACGCUCGGGAUUUCUUCUUCUACUACUUCUCCAAUUCGAGCUCCGAAGAGAAGGCCAAGGCACCCCCUGAUGCUUACCAAUCCCGUCUCACCGUCCGCCUCUUCGUCCGCGGAUUUCGACCUUCUUUCCACAACCGAGUGUUCUGAUGGCAGUGUGGUUUUCCGGUUUGGAAAUGCGAGUGAGGUCGAAACAAUUGAUGAAAAAGAGACCAUUAACAAGGACUUUGAACAUAAUUUAUGUGAAGAAAUUGAAUCUUGUGCGGAGAGAGGACAAAUAAGUGAUUCAGCUGAAUGCAGAGAGGAUGGUGGGGUUCUUGAAACCAAUGUGCAUAUACAGGAAGAUUGUGUUGAAGAUGAUAAAAAUAUAACUAAGAGUGCAAGAUUAGUUUCCGACGAUAUAAACAUGGGAAACCCUAAAAUCAAUUGCGAGAAUGAAGUUUACACAUUCAGUAUUUCUUUGAGUUCGGACUCCAUUGAAGUAUCUGGUACUUGUGCUUCUGAAAGAAGUAGCACAGAGAAUGCUGAUAUUGGGGUUGCUUAUCUCUCUAAGGCUGACAAGGAGCCUAGAGUGGAUACAAUGAUGAAUUACGUGACUGGUGAAAAAAGUAAUGACGGCGAUGUGACUGAAGUAAUGCAUGUGCCCACUCCAUUGGAGGCCAGACCAGUUCUCAAUGAGGAGACAAGCCAUAGCACAGUGAAUGAAUCUGUUGAUGCAGAUAAAAUUGAAAACUCGACCGUGUUAGAUGACAGUGCCCCUUCCUUGAAUUGGAAGGAAGAAUUCACUGUGCGCGAUACACAUGGAAGCAGUGCUGCUAGAUUAACAAGUCUCAAAGCAGUGGAAUUGCGUCCCAUUGCGAGUAGUACUACUGGGGAGAAAAUCUCCACAGAAGGAUUAUUCCUAUACAAUGGUGCUGCUUUAUUGCCACAUCCGUCUAAGGCAUUGACAGGUGGAGAGGAUGCUUAUUUUGUUGCUUGCCAGAACUGGCUAGGUGUGGCUGAUGGAGUUGGCCAGUGGUCACUGGAAGGGAUUAAUGCUGGACUAUAUGCCCGGGAGCUGAUGGAGAACUGCCAAAAGAUUGUGUCAGAUCCCAAAAGUGCUCCAGUGACCAAACCAGAAGAACUUCUUAUCAGAAGUGCUGCAGAAUCACAAUCUCCUGGAUCAUCUACUGUUUUGGUCGCUUACUUUGAUGGUCAGGUUCUCCAAGCGGCCAAUAUUGGGGACUCAGGAUUUAUGGUAAUAAGAAAUGGAGCUGUCUUUAAGAGAUCGUCUGCCACGGUUCACGACUUCAAUUUCCAGAUACUGAUUGAGAGAGAUGACGAUCCCUCAGAACUCAUAGAGGGGUACAAAAUUGAUUUGUAUGAGGGAGACGUGAUUAUCACUGCAACUGAUGGCCUUUUUGACAACUUGUAUGAGCAAGAGAUAGCUUCCGUUAUAUCCAAGUCAUUGAAAGACAAUUUGAAACCUCAGGAUAUAGCAGAAUACUUGGCCACGAGAGCACAAGAGGUGGGGCAAUCAACAUGUGCAAGGACUCCAUUUGCAGAUGCAGCCCAGGCAGCUGGGUGUGUGGGAUAUACUGGUGGCAAGAUUGAUGAUGUAACAGUCAUUGUGUCAUUGGUACAAAAGAGAUCCAGCUCUCACUCACAAUUGCAAGUGAGAGAACGCAAGAAUGACCAUAUUAUAGAAGAAAGAUGAUAAUUGAAGAGGUUUCCGAGGUGCCCAUUGCAGACAUGACCUGAGGUAUUUGAUCCAAGUCCAAAGGAGAAUCAAAAUCAAUGGAAAAGAGUGGUGUUGAUUGCGGGUUUCAGCUAGUUCAGCUGCCAAGGAUUCUUGUUCUGGUAUGAGAGCUUUGGAUUUCUGCCAUACACCAGAAGAAGCUGGGAUAAAGAGAUGGUUAAGAGUUAAGGAAUAUAUAUAUAUAUAUAUAUAUAUAUAUAUAUAUAUAUAUUCAGUUAUCAAUACAUUUUGUAUUAUUGUUGAUAAAUUUGAAGACGUUUAAUAAAUGAUAGAUACAAAUUUGAAGAC
Molecule: messenger RNA, 2253 nt
Organism: Corylus avellana
Lineage: Eukaryota; Viridiplantae; Streptophyta; Magnoliopsida; Fagales; Betulaceae
Product: Protein phosphatase 2C family protein
Biological process (GO): protein dephosphorylation
Cellular component (GO): chloroplast
Molecular function (GO): protein serine/threonine phosphatase activity
Source: RefSeq, a predicted model, not a curated record